Messenger RNA from Cryptomeria japonica (Japanese cedar), 2417 nucleotides. RefSeq lists its product as uncharacterized. The transcript is spliced from 15 exons. Lineage: Eukaryota; Viridiplantae; Streptophyta; Pinopsida; Cupressales; Cupressaceae. The record is from RefSeq and is a predicted model, not a curated record. Bases 234 to 1688 code for a protein of 484 amino acids.
AUUGAACACUUAGAUUUUAAAAAGGACAAAAAUGAAGCAUUUUUUCAGUUUCAUAGCAAAAACUCAAAUUUGACCGACCUAUCAGCCCCCAGCUCCACGUGGUCGUCAGGAAACCCUACACACCAGAGGUCAAAAACCUCGAAAAUCAAUACACAGUGUGUAUUAUCCAUCGGUGGGUAUAUACAACGCCCUUUUUUGCGGUCUCCCUGUGUUGUAUCGCUCGAAACGGAUCAAUGGCAACGGUGAAGUAUCUGCUGUUGUUAUUAUUCGUGGGAUAUGUUGGCCAAAUAGCCAGGGGAGACGCAGGGGUUGAAUCCCAAGAGCCCCAAACAAUUGUAGCAGAAAACCCUAAUCCUGCGCUGUUGAAGGAAUUGGAGAGUCUGAAGCACGAAGUAAAGAAACUCGAAGACAAGGCACAUUCUUUAGAAUCGACAAUUGAUGAGAAGAAUGAUGAGUUAAGGAAGAAGGACUCCACCAUUGCCGAAAAAGAGAAAUUUAUUGAAGAAAAUUCAAAAACUAUCAAUUCACUGCAAAAUGACAUCGAAGCAAUUCAGAAAAAAGGAGCAGGUGAUUAUGAAGCAGAGGCAACAAAGGCCUAUGUAAGGAUUGGUGAAUUGGAGAGACAGGUUGGCAAACUUGAACAAUCUUUAAGUCAGCAAAAGCAGAAGCGAGAAUCCUUAGAGUUGCAGUUGAGUGAAGCUGAGAGCAGAGCAAGAGAAUUUUCUGUAAAAUAUGAAAAGCUGCAAAAGGAUCUUGCUGAACAAAAGACCCGGGUGCAAAAAGCUGAGAAGGCUUUCAAGCUUGCUGAGACAAAAAUGCUUAAAGCUCAAGCAGAAGCUAAGCUGAAGGCAGAAGAGAUGAAUAAGGUUAUAAAUAACGAUCAAGGAGGGGACCUGACACACCCUGAUUUCUACAAUUCAAAUUGGUCCAACUUACAUUCAAUGAACAAGGUGCACGGAGCCUGGUUACCACCUUGGCUUGUAGUUCAUUUCGGUAAAUUUCAGGCAUUUGUAACAUCAUAUUGGGCAAGCCAUGUGAAGCCUGCUAUGGAUACUGUGCUGGAUAAGGCAUCAGAAAAGGCUGCUGCUGCUCAUGACUGGGUGAAGCCACAUCUUGAAACGACACAGACUUAUGUGCAUAAAUGGAGUCCUGUUGUGAAGGAGCAAUGGCAACAAGUCAUUGUUACAGUUGCACCACAUGUGGAGGUCUUUAAAGCCAAGGUAAUCAGCAGUUAUGAGGUUUCAUGGGAUAAGAUCAAUCCACAUCUCAUGAAGGCUGAGGAAUUUCUAAGGCCUCAUUUGCAGACUGUUAAGGAUCUUAGUGGCCCGUAUAUUGAUCAAGUUGCCUCUGUUUCACAACCACAUAUCGAUAAAGCUAAAGUUAUUUUACAACCAUACCAAGACCAAGCUAUUCAUGCCUAUCGGAGAUUUCUCACAACUGCAACAGACUACCACCAUCAGUUACAGGGCCAUGUGAGAAAAUCCUUAAAGAAGCACGAAAUUACAGCUGCUUUGGCUACCAAAGAGCUAGUGUGGUUUUUGGCAUCUGCACUGUUGGCUUUUCCUGUGCUGGGCCUGUUCAUGGUGUACUCCUCCUUUUUCAGCAGUAGGAAGGUUCGUAAAUCUGGUCGAAGCAGUCAUACUAGCAAUGCAAACAAGAAACAUAAGCGCAGGCAUGUUGACAAGUAAAUUGGGGAAAUUAGGUGGAUCUUUUCUGCAAUGUUGUUUUGUUGUAUAACUUAAGAUGUGUGGACUUGAAGAUCAGAAUCGUAGUUUCUGGAUUAAUCAAAGUGGCUUAUUGGAAAUGAUGUACUCAGAGAAGUUGGGAGCAUGUCAUUUUGAUUUAUUGCUUCUGCAAAUGAGGACUUUUAGUUUCUCGCAGCUCUGCAUUGCAUUUUUUAUUUCAUUGUAACGGUGAAAAGUUGAACUGUCUUCACGGCAUGAAAUGCAGCAGUGGGUUUGAAGGGCAUAACAGAUUCCGCUGCUUGUUUUUGCGUGUUCAUAUCAAGUGUUUAGUUUAACGAAGUCGGUAACAAGUUGAGAGAUAAUUCUUAUUACCUUAUGCUUUUUAUUUGGAUAAAGUUUUUUAAUGUUGUCAAGACUCAUUAUUAACUAAGCGGUAAGUUUAGCAGAACUUCAACUGUUCGGUGAAUAGGUGCAGAGGUGCCCUAAUCUAUUAUUGACUCUUACUCAUUGUAAAGAGAAUGGUCUUCUUUGAAUGUGUUCUAAGUUCUAUUAGCCACGGCUAGCUAGUUCUUCAUUAGGGGAUCUUGCCGCUAUUUUUGAAGAGAAUAUUUGGUAAAAUACUGCCCCAUUCAAGAACAAGUAGGAGACUCAACUGCAGAGGAAAACUACUGUGAUUUAUGAUAUACCGUAUAGCCAUUAAUGCAAACAAAUUUCAAUUGGUUAUUUUGAGUA